CCGUGGCCACCACAUCAUCGUCGAUCUACCGUCAGAUCUCGUCUCCUCUCCUCUACUUUUCUCCUCGGUUUCUUCGAACUCGAACUCGCCGUGCUCCUUCCUUGCACUCCUCGUACUUGCCGCCAGCCCGCCAUUGCCGGCAAGCUUAGCUAGCCAUGCAGGACGGUGCAGGAGGAGGAGGAGGGGACGGCAAUAGCAUGCAUCUGCUCCUGAGCAUCCUGGCCGACGGCGAGGAGCAGGCGAGGCGGCUCCUCGGUGAGCUGCCGCCGGCCGACGACGAGGGGCAGCUGCUCGGGCGGGGCCCGGCGGCCGAGUGCUGCCGGGGCGUGGCGCGGCAGCUGCUCGGGCGGGGCCCGGCGGCCGAGUGCUGCCGGGGCGUGGCGCGGCAGCUGCUGUGCACGUUCAGGAAGGCCAUCGCCGUCGCUAAGGCCAUCGAGGCGGCCGGCGGGGACUCGCCGCGGUCGGCCGACGAGGGCGCCGGCGCCGGCAGGGACGCGGCGCAGGCGCAGGAGCGCCAAGGCCAAGGCGUCUGCAAGAGAAGGAAGGGGCUGCCAAGAUGGACCAAAAAAUUCAGAAUACCCGACGACGCAAAUCUGGAGUACACGCCGGACGACGGGUUCAGCUGGAGGAAGUACGGCCAGAAGGACAUCCUCGGCGCCAAGUUCCCAAGGGGCUACUACCGGUGCACGUACCGCAACGCGCAGGGGUGCGCCGCCACGAGGCAGGUGCAGCGCUCCGACGCCGACCUCGCCGUGUUCGACGUCACGUACCAGGGCGCGCACACCUGCCUCCAGGCGCAGCGCCGGUCCGCCGCGCCUCCCCCUCCUCCUGCCGCGGUGGCCGCGCACGACGUCCAACGGUCACCACCGGCGUUGCCGGACCCGGACAUGCAGCUGCUCGAGAAUUUCAGGAACGGCCUCAAGGUGGAGACCGACGGGCUACCGCCGCCGCCGCCGCCCUUCCAUGGCCACAGCACCACAGCCUUCUCGUUCGCCUACGCCGCGGCAGGAGCAGCGGGCUACUCCCCGGCGGAGAGCGGCGGCCAGCGGCUGCUGCAGGGAGGGGGCUGCUUCGCCCCGGCGUCCUUCUCAUCGCCGGCCGCGACGACGUCGGCCGGGCCGGGCUACUUCGCCGUGUCGGCGGCGCACUGCACGCUGGGCACCCACGACUCGCCGGAGCUCGCCGAGGUCGUGUCCGCGGCCACCGCCUCGGACCCCGCCGGCUUCGACUACUCGCUGUACCAGUACCACGGCCUGCAGCAGCACGACCAGGACGCGCACCUGCUGCCAUUCCCGUUCGACCCCAUGUUCGGCCACCCUUCCUCCUCCCAUGGCCAACACAGAGACGCGUGAACGCUCUGUGAACGAACUGAAGCAUGAUUAUUAUGAACUGUAUAUAAAACAGUCGAAUUAUUCAGCCUCGCUAUGUACUAUUAAUUCAUUCAUCAUCACCAUCAGAAAUUUACGUCCAGCCUCAUCAUUUCUUAGAUGAUGUGCGUGUAUGUAUGCAUACUUAAACGCCAUUUCCCAUAGGUAGUAUCACUAUCAGGCAUUCCCAAGUGCAUGCUGACUAGACUGUCAACGAUGACACAGCAGGAUCGUCGAAACAUAAACAUAAUCACAACAUAUAAACAUAAAAAUAAACAUAAGCACAAAUGGGACCAGCAUUUGACAACAUGCAUGAGAACCUCAGAUGAGUAACAAAAGUGCCUCUGGCACACAAGACCCGCACAGGGGUGAAUUAUUCUUCCAAACAUCUCAAAACGAACGAGCAACAGCAACCUCUAAAAAUACAUAUGUCCAACCCUACAUACAGCUAACGAGACUUAUCCUCACAACAGCUUUUCUUCUAGCCGUCUCCGAUCCUGAGAAUGACGGGAGGCCAG
Messenger RNA from Triticum urartu, 1885 nucleotides. RefSeq lists its product as uncharacterized. Lineage: Eukaryota; Viridiplantae; Streptophyta; Magnoliopsida; Poales; Poaceae. Gene Ontology annotation, cellular component: nucleus. Gene Ontology annotation, biological process: regulation of DNA-templated transcription. Gene Ontology annotation, molecular function: transcription cis-regulatory region binding; DNA-binding transcription factor activity. The record is from RefSeq and is a predicted model, not a curated record.